CAGAAGAGCAAUUCCUUUGUCUUCCAAGGCUGUUAUCGCUGCUUACAACAACCAUUACCCGCUUCUUCCUCCGAUAUUCACUUGCUUCAGCUGAUCGUUGCUCAGUGGGGGGCUGAUUAGGAAUUCUGGGCCCUCAAUUCCUGGGUAUAAACCAUCGACUACCCUCAUUCUCUACUCUCCUUCAGCCCAGAGCGGUAUCAAACUUUGACAUCCCUCUAUCAAAACCUCUUCAGUCUACCCUUCCGUGGUAGCAAAACCACGACUUGCUUUGGCAUCCACCAAAAGUCCUUCUAGGCAACUCGCUCUCUGCUUCUUCGACAAGAAGCCAACAGCUACGACACUCUUUUGCCCCAUCUCUUACAGCCCAUCGUCGCCAUGGAUGACACUCAGGAGUUCAAUCCCAAGGACUUGCCUUCCUACCCCAAGCAUACCGACUUCAAAGACUUGAGCACCAAGGCUGUUGAGAAGCGCAUUGAUCUCACCCCCGAGGCUUACGUCGAGGAUCUUGACAAAUUCCACCCCUUUGCCAGCCGCCCUGGUUGGAAUGACGAUGCCAAGGCCCGCAAGGUCAAUGUCGCUAUCAACCAGUACCGCAUCAAGGUUGCCAAGCUGCCCACCAUCUUCCAGUACAAUCUUGACGUUUCCCCCAAUCCCGAUGCCAAUGUGGUCUUCCGCAAGUGCUGGGAGAACCCGACCUUGCAAGCCCACAUGAAGCAGUUCAAGACCCCCGAAGGCAAGUCGGGCGACUGGCUGUAUGAUGGUGGCAAGAUCCUCUGGUCCCGCAACGACAUUGGCAAUCAGGCUGUCAAGAAACAGAUAGACCUCCGCGAGAAUGAGGAUGGCUCGCGUGGCAAGCCCCAGCCGCUUUUCAUCACCAUCACCAAGACCAAGCAGUUGAACCUGGAGGCGAUCAAUGCCUAUCUGGCUGGCAAGAUGGGCUGGGACAAUGCGGUUCUGGAGACUAUCACUUUUCUGGACCAGGUUUUCCGUGCUGGUCCCACUAGGGUUUUCGGUUUCAUCGCCAACAAGCGUACGCUUAUCCACCCCCAGAGCUCUGAGAGCAUGCCUCUCAACGCUCUCACUGAGGCUAUCAAGGGCAUUUACUCUGCCAUUCGCCUAAACUCGUCCAACAUCACCGGCGGUCAGGGCCUCGGUGUCAAUGUCGACGUCGCCAACAACACCUACUUCAUUGGUCAGAACAUGGCUCAGCUGGCCCGCCACUUGGUCAUCAACUUGUGCCCCAAUGUCGGUCCCCACAAGCCUGAUGAGUUCUUCCAGUUUGUCAAGCCUGUCCAGGACAAGAACGGCAAAUGGGGCAUGUCUGCCGGGCUCAAGGCUCUCCGCCGCUUGACGAAUCUUCGCUUCAGGGUCACUCAUCGCGGCAAGAAGGACAAGAAUGGGAACCUGAUCCCCUCCCCCAUCUACAGGGUCAAGGGAGUCGUGUUUGAGCCAAAGUAUGGCCAGGAGGGUGCGUCGGCCAAGAAGGUCACUUUUCAGCGCAAGGAAUUCAAUGAGGCCACGCAGGAGAUCACCACCUCCGAGAUGUCCAUUUACGACUUCUACGAGCUUCAUUACAAGAAGCGUCUUCGUCUCUGGCAGCUGCCUCUGAUUGAGACCAACAAGGCCGGGUACUUUCCCAUGGAGCUCUGCGAGGUGGAGCGCUUCUGCCCCUACCCAUUCAAGCUUGAUGGAGACAUGACCACCAAGAUGUUGCGGUUUGCUGUCCAGGCUCCCAAAGAGCGCAAGAUGCAGAUCGAGAAGAUGGUUGCCCAGCUCCAGUGGGGCAAUGACAGGUUCCUCAAGCAAUUCGGCAUCCAGAUGGACAGCACCAUGCCCAAGGUCGAAGCCCGUGUCAUUCCCAACCCCGGCAUCUCAUUCGGCAACAAGAUCGUCAAUCCCGGAGUGAGUGGUCGCUGGGAUCUUCGUGGGCUCAAGUUCAUUGAGCCCAACCCACAGCCACUCAAGUCGUGGGGCAUCUGCGUCACCCAGGACUGCUGUGACCAGCCCACUGUCGCCGCCUUCUACAAGAACUGGUCCAAUAUCUACAAGGGCCACGGCGGGCGGAUCCAAAAUGACCCCAUCAUCUUCCGGGCCCAGGGCAGUCAGUACACCGAGGUCGUCCAGAAUGCCUGGCAUACGGUCGGCAAGAAAUUCAAUGCGAACCCUCAGAUCAUCUUCUUCAUCCUCAAGGACAAGUCGGCUUGGUACUACGAGCGCUUGAAGCGCAGCUCAGACUGCCGCUAUGCCAUGCCGACGCAGAUGUUGAACCUCCAGCAGGUCCGGAAGGGCCAGGCGCAGUACUGCUCCAACGUCUGCUUGAAGGUCAAUGCCAAGCUAGGUGGAUGCACUGCCGUGGCCGUCAAGACUCAGGCUGGGCAGCCGCUCAAGCCCAACUCUGUGGCGCCGCACUUUGACAACACGCCUACCAUGUUUAUUGGUGCUGAUGUUUCCCACGGCACUGCUGGUCAUCUGUCGCCUUCGGUUGCUGCCAUGACUGUCUCCAUGGACAAGGCGGCCACCAAGUACGCCGCUGGUGCCCAGACCAAUGGCUGGAGGGUUGAGAUUAUCCAGCCUUACAACAUGAUGCAGAUGCUGCAGCCCAUGAUUAAACAGUGGCGCCAGCGGAACGGUACGUUUCCCAAGCGCGUAUUCUACAUGCGCGACGGUGUCUCUGAGGGCCAGUACGCCCACGUCAUGCAGCACGAGUUCCCGGCCAUGAAGAAGGCGUUCGAGGCGGCCAUGACUAGUGAGAAGGCUGCCGCCCCGCUCUUCACCAUCAUCAUUGCCACCAAGCGUCACCACAUCCGCUUCUUCCCCGACAGCAACGCGGCGGACAAAAACGGCAACGCCCUCCCGGGCACCCUGGUUGAGCGUGAAGUCACCCACCCCUUCCAGUACGAUUUCUACCUCUGCUCCCAUGUGGCCAUCAAGGGCACGGCGCGCCCUGUUCACUACACGGUUCUGCACGACGAGGUCAAGCUGCCUCCUGCCAAGCUUCAGGAGAUGAUCUAUCACCAGUGCUACCAGUAUGUGCGGUCCACCACUCCGGUGUCUCUGCACCCUGCCGUGUACUAUGCCCACUUGGUGAGCAACCGCGCGCGUCCCCACGAAAUGGGCCUCUUCACCGACCGUGUCCCCGAGGACGUCAAGCAUGGUAUCCUCCGCGCGGCUCUGGGCAACUAUGCCAAGUUGCGGAAGGCCAGGAAGGCCAGGCAGAAGGACAGCCAGACCUCCCAGAGCGACGAGCGCGACAAGAUCUGCCCCAAGCUCAUGCCCCUUGGACGGGAGGCCAAGCCCGGGGCCAAGGAGGCGUUCGAGGCGGGUAUGUGGUUCGUCUAAACGACGACCACCAUGACAUCACACCAUGUCAUUUUGUAAUUAUAUCAUGUAUAUUGAGCCUGGCAGUAGGGGAGAUGGUUCCAUGACGACUAUCAAGGGGGAGUGACAUUUCGGGCGAGAAUGCAAGGAAAGUCGAUGGGAGAGCCUCUGACCGCGGAAGACCUUGGCUGAGGACUUGAAUUCAGAGGACAGACAGGUGUUAGGAAGCUUAUAGCAUCCUGCAAAUCCAUCGUUGCUUUUUGAAAAUCCUCAUGUCUGCUUCAGUGUGAUUUGCGAUGUGG
This is a messenger RNA of Podospora pseudopauciseta, 3620 nucleotides long. It is a transcript of the gene ago1, whose product is annotated as Protein argonaute. The transcript is spliced from 5 exons. Gene Ontology annotation, molecular function: protein binding; single-stranded RNA binding; RNA endonuclease activity. Gene Ontology annotation, biological process: regulatory ncRNA-mediated post-transcriptional gene silencing. Bases 376 to 3339 code for a protein of 987 amino acids. The record is from RefSeq and is a predicted model, not a curated record. Lineage: Eukaryota; Fungi; Ascomycota; Sordariomycetes; Sordariales; Podosporaceae.